Molecule: messenger RNA, 207 nt
Organism: Phytophthora sojae
Lineage: Eukaryota; Oomycota; Peronosporomycetes; Peronosporales; Peronosporaceae
Exons: 1
Coding region: 1-207 (68 amino acids)
Source: RefSeq, a predicted model, not a curated record
AUGGCGUACUCUCCUGAGCAAUACCAAGCUAGCAAGGAACGAAUCAAAGCAGCGCAGAAGCGCUACUACCAGCGCACACGCGAAGCCCGUUUAUCUUAUCAAAAAGACAACGGUGACAAGAAUAGAGACCAGAUUCGAGCUCGCACGUCUUUUCGAUAUGAGGGUAGUUUUAGAACCUCUAAACCGGUCAGAUCUAAUAGACGUUGA